AUGAAAGCGUUUUUGAUUAUCUUCAGUGUCUUGGCUUGCCUUUUUCUCCUGGUAUCCGCAGCGCCAGCCGAUCAACCCGGAGUACAUUUUUUGAGUUACAGCAAUGAUCAGGAUUUUGAGGCAAUACAAAAACAAAUCAUCGCUCAGUACGAAAAUCUUGGAGGCAGUUCGCAAUUCCAUGAAGUGCAAAGUGCCAGCGUGGUUCAUCCCAAUACAUUGAAAAUCAAUAUAUAAAAGUCAAACAAAUAAGCAAAGUUGUACGGUUGUGUUAUAGCUCUAUAAGAAUUUUUAUGUA
Messenger RNA from Rhagoletis pomonella (apple maggot), 295 nucleotides. RefSeq lists its product as uncharacterized. The transcript has 3 exons. Lineage: Eukaryota; Metazoa; Arthropoda; Insecta; Diptera; Tephritidae. The record is from RefSeq and is a predicted model, not a curated record. The coding region runs from base 1 to 234 and encodes 77 amino acids.